CGGAUUACGCAGCACAGCCCGGACUGUUUGUAGUUUCUAAAGCUGACCGAGGUGUAGCUACCAAAUUGAGUUCGGGGCUCAUGGAGACUCGGGCCUGAAACUUCCAUCAGAGACCCUUCCCGCCGUUGCUGACAUCAUCGUCUUAAUUAUUCAUCACAGACGGAGGGCCCAGGCAAGGCGGGACCCGGGAGUCAAAUGUUGCAGAGAACCCUUGCAUGUGAUCGCUGAGCCGACGGUUUCAGGAACAGUGCUUACCCGCGUCUUGGCGCGUGGUUCCCCACUGAACCGAACCUUAACCUCACGUCAGCUCCGACCUGCAAGGUGCGUGGCCUUCAGUCGCACAAGUAUAGCUACUCCGCUUGCUGCCGCCGCCGCUGCUGCGAUGGCUGCUGGCUAAUUCCCCAGCCAAACCCGAAACCUCGAACCCCUAUGAUCCUCAUGAGAGGGCCGGCCCAACCACAGACCCCACGAUGGCGGCUCGCCGAACGCGACUGCUCCCCAAGAUCCGCUCGGCUCUCCAGAAGCUCCUGUUCGUAUACCUCGUCUGGACGAUUAUCGAGGCUCACCGAUGUUACUACCGCAUCUCCCGCGCCGAGAGAGAGGCCAUUGCGCGAACCGACCUGAUCGAGCCGACACGGGUCUACAUUGCGAGCCUGCACUGGAACAACGAGGACAUCCUGCGGUCCGAGUGGAACAAAGCGGUCCUGGAUCUGGUCAAGACGUUUGGGGCGAAUAAUGUCUUUGUGAGCGUCUACGAGAGCGGGAGCUGGGACGACACCAAGGGGGCUCUGCGCGAGCUCGACAAGGAGCUGGAGACGAUGGGCGUCGCAAGGAAGAUCAUUCUGGAUCAGGAGACGCAUAAGGAUCUGAUCACCCAGCCGCCGGCGGAUGAAGGGUGGAUCACGAUACCUGACGGGACGAGGAUGCCUAGGAGAAUCCCUUACCUCUCCAAGUUACGGAACCUCUCUCUGCGGCCGCUGUUGGAGCUUGCAGAGAACGGAACGACGUUCGAUCAGGUCCUCUUCCUGGGAGACGUUGUUUUUACCGUCUCUGAUGUCCUAAACCUCCUCAAAACCAAUAACGGCCGCUACGCCGCCGCCUGCUCCCUCGACUUUAGCAAACCUCCCAACUUCUACGACACCUUCGCCCUCCGCGACGCGCGCGGCCACCAAUAUGCCACACAGACAUGGCCCUACUUCCGUGCCUCCCAAUCCCGAAAAGCGAUGAUCAACGCAAAGCCUGUCCCCGUAUCAAGCUGCUGGAACGGCAUAGUCGCCAUGCCGGCGUCGACCUUCGCGGGCAUCCGCGGCCUCCGGUUCCGCGGCAUCCCGGACGACCUCGCCACCUCGCACCUCGAGGCCUCCGAGUGCUGCCUCAUCCACGCCGACAACCCGGCCUCGCGCUCCCGCGGCGUCUUUGUCAACCCGGCCGUGCGCGUCGGCUACGACAGGAAGGCGUACGACGCGGUGCACCGGAACGCUCCUCGUCGCCGUGAUGAUGAUGAUGAUGAUGAUGAGAAUGGCCACAGCGACACCGGCGGCGGCGGUGGCGGUAGCUGGCUCUCGCUCUCAGAAGUGUACUUUGGCCUGUGGAAGAACAGGCUCGCCCGGUGGCUCACCACGCCCUGGUUCGAGGAGCAAGAGGUCAGAAGGCGGAUCGAGCGAUGGGCGAGGGCCGGCGAGGGCAGGGAAGAGAAGGGCGAGUUCUGCGUCGUGGACGAGAUGCAGAUUGUGGUGCACAACGGGUGGAAGCAUCUACGAUGAUUGUGCGACUUGGAUGGCGGUGUUUUUUUUUUUUUUUUUUUAUCUCUGUAUGAUUUCCGUGGUUAUUGGGAAUACGGUGUAGACCAGCAUAUGCUUUGAGUUGAGGUAUCUUCAAAGGCAAUA
Molecule: messenger RNA, 1886 nt
Organism: Thermothelomyces thermophilus ATCC 42464
Lineage: Eukaryota; Fungi; Ascomycota; Sordariomycetes; Sordariales; Chaetomiaceae
Product: glycosyltransferase family 69 protein
Exons: 3
Coding region: 471-1763 (430 amino acids)
Source: RefSeq, a predicted model, not a curated record